AUGGAUUCUGUGAGUAAUAAAGGUGGGAGACCUUUCAGUCAGAACUCUGAGCUUGCUGCACAUCAAAGAAUUCACUCUAGAGAGAAACCUUAUAAAUGUAAACAGUGUGGAAAAGCUUUUACAGAGAGAGGAUCUCUUGCUAAGCAUCAGAGCAUCCACACGGGAGAGAAACCUUAUGAAUGUAAACAAUGUGGACAUGCUUUUACAGAGAGAGGAUCUCUUGCUAAGCAUCAGAGCAUCCACACUGGAGAGAAACCUUAUGAAUGUAAACAGUGUGGAAAGGCUUUCACACAGAGGAGCAAUCUUGCUGUACAUCAGAGAAUCCACACGGGAGAGAAACCUUAUGAAUGUAAACACUGUGGAAAAGCUUUUACUAUAAGGGGCAAUCUUGCUGCACAUCAAAGAAUCCACACUGGAGAGAAACCUUAUGAAUGUAAACAAUGUGGAAAGGCUUUUACAACAAGUGGUGAUCUUGCUGCACAUCAGAGAAUCCACACUGGAGAGAAACCUUAUGAAUGUAAACAGUGUGGUAAGGCUUUCACAGAGAGGGGCCAUCUUGCUGUACAUCAGAGAAUUCACACUGGAGAGACACCUUAUGAAUGUAAACAUUGUGGAAAGGCUUUCACACAGAGAGGCUCUCUUGGUAAACAUCAGAGAAUCCACACUGGAGAGAAACCUUAUGAAUGUCAACAGUGUGGAAAGGCUUUCACACGGUGGGGCUUUCUUGCUGAACAUCAGAGAAUCCACAGUGGAGAGAAACCCUAUGAAUGUCAACAGUGUGGAAAGGCUUUUACACAAAGGGGCUCUCUUGCUGCACAUCAGAGAAUCCACACUGGAGAGAAACCUUAUGAAUGUAAACACUGUGGAAAGACUUUCACACAGAGGGGCCAUCUUGUGGCACAUCAGAGAAUCCACACUGGAGAGAAACCUUAUGAAUGUAAACAAUGUGGAAAAGCUUUCACAAAGAGGGACUAUCUUGCUACACAUCAGACAAUCCACACUGGAGACAAACCUUAAUGUAUAGGAUAAAAUCAUGCUUUGUUCUCUAGCAUGCAUUAAUUAGUAUUAGUAAUCUUUGAAUGGCAACUUCCAAUAGAAAAUUAGUGAAAGUUCAGUGCCCUUCAGAAGGUAGAUACUAUUCCCUUCAGGUGAAGAGUACAGAAAUCCUGCUACCGCAGUAUCUUUUUUAAUAUACAUAUAUAAAUAUGCACCUUCAAUUCACUCUUUUCUAAUGUGGACAAAACCUCCUCCUUUUAAAAAUAAUUUUGGAUUAAGUGGUUCCAAUUAAGAAUUCCGAUUGUGUGAAAGAAAUCAUGGAGUGGAUCAGGUCAUGAAGAUAGCAUGGCAGCAGGAAAAAGGCAGCCAUAGAGUCAAGAAAUCAGGAGAUGGGUCAGGACAGAUGUCCUUUGCACUGCCUCCUGUAGUGCCCCUCUGGGAGGCCCAGACAAAAUAGGAAGCUACAGUUGGCUCCUGAGACUUGAUGUGUGAGACUUAGUGAGAGGAGAAAAUAUUUGAUAAACUGAGGGAAGGGCAGAUUUUCCUCUCUUUUCUUCCUGGUUUCAUUGCUUGUUAGACUUUCCUGUGAGCAUGACUAGGGGGCCUUAAUGGCAGUGAAAGAAUAGCAAGGUAAAUGUAGCAAUUUAGAAGGUAAUUACCAUUUCUCCUUUUUUCACAUCUUUUCUGAGGCCCCAAGACAGAACGGGCAGCCACAGAGGCCACUGCUUGCCCCUGUAUUAAUGACCCAUUUAGAGAAGGGUUUGUUGAUAAAGAGAGAUGGGUCAGUGGGUUGAAUCUCUCAACCCUUCCCUUAAGGUGCCACUAAUACUAGAAACAAACUAAGGGGUUUCUCCAGAUUGGUGGAUUUCCAGAGAGUGAGUGCUGGGCUUUAGAAAUCAGAGGGAAGCCUAUCAUGAAUGUUGAGGUAUGUGGAGACCCUGUCCAAACCAGCCCACAGCUUCAGUCAACUAAAGCCUCCCCCUGGCCAACCCAUGACUGCAGGGAUCUGGCUCUGAUGUUUCAGCCAAGCAUUUCUUCACAGCCCCUCUUCCCGUCUUUGUUCAUGAGUAAAAUCUUUGACUUGCUAU
Molecule: messenger RNA, 2084 nt
Organism: Gracilinanus agilis (Agile Gracile Mouse Opossum)
Lineage: Eukaryota; Metazoa; Chordata; Mammalia; Didelphimorphia; Didelphidae
Product: zinc finger protein 2 homolog
Exons: 1
Coding region: 1-1017 (338 amino acids)
Biological process (GO): regulation of transcription by RNA polymerase II
Cellular component (GO): nucleus
Molecular function (GO): RNA polymerase II transcription regulatory region sequence-specific DNA binding; DNA-binding transcription factor activity, RNA polymerase II-specific
Source: RefSeq, a predicted model, not a curated record